CCCCGGGGCGGUCCCAAGUUGGGCUCCCGGGUCUUCGCCCCCCAGUGGCUGCAGCCCAGGUGCCGCGGCGGGAAAGGAGGAUGUGCGGCUGGCCGCUGCUAGUGCUGUGGGCGCUGCUCCCCGCGACGGCUGCGGGGAGCUCGGGUCGCUCGUACCCGCAUCGCGUGGUCCUCGACCCCGAAGGCAAGUACUGGCUGCACUGGGGCCGGCACGGAGAGAGGCUGGCCUUCCGUUUGGAGGUACGCACUAACGGCUACGUGGGCUUCGGCUUUUCGCCCACGGGGACCAUGGCCGCGGCGGACAUCAUGGUGGGCGGCGUGGCCCACGGGCGGCCCUACCUCCAGGACUAUUUCACAAAUGCAGACAAAGAAUUGGAAAAAGACGCCCAGCAAGAUUACCACUUAGAUUAUGCCGUGGAGAAUAGCACACACACGGUGAUUGAGUUUAGCAGAGAGCUGCACACAUGUGAUGUCAAUGACAAAAGUCUCACGGAUAGCACAGUGAGAGUUAUCUGGGCCUACCACCAUGAAGAUCCUGGAGAAUCUGGUCCCAAGUACCAUGACUCAAAUAGAGGCACAAAGAGUCUACGAUUGCUGAAUCCUGAGAAAGCCAAUGUGUUGUCUACAGUCUUACAAUACUUUGAUCUAGUAAAUCAAGACGUCCCCAUUCCAAACAAAGGAACAACAUACUGGUGCCAAAUGUUUAAGAUUCCUACAUUCCAAGAAAAGCAUCAUGUGAUAAAGGUGGAGCCCAUAAUAGAGAGAGGCCAUGAGAACCUGGUCCAUCACAUCCUGCUCUAUCAAUGCAGCAGCAACUUUAACGACAGUGUUCUGGACUUCGGCCAUGAGUGCUACCACCCGAACAUGCCCGAUGCCUUCCUCACCUGCGAAACUGUGAUUUUCGCCUGGGGCAUUGGUGGAGAGGGCUUUACCUAUCCACCUCAUGUUGGCUUAUCUCUUGGCAUGCCAAUGGAUCCUCGUUACGUGCUUUUAGAAGUCCAUUAUGAUAACCCCGCACGGAAAAAGGGCUUAAUAGACAGUUCUGGGCUGAGGUUUUUCCAUACUAUGGAUAUAAGGAGCUAUGACGCAGGAGUGAUUGAGGCUGGCCUCUGGGUAAGCCUGUUCCACACAAUCCCUCCAGGGAUGCCCGAAUUCCGUUCUGAGGGUCACUGCACUCUGGAGUGCCUAGAGGAGGCCCUGGGAGCUGAGAAACCAAAUGGAAUCCACGUGUUUGCCGUUCUUCUCCAUGCUCACCUGGCUGGCAAAGGCAUCAGACUGCGUCAUUUUCGCAAGGGAGAUGAAAUGCAGUUGCUGGCUUACGAUGACGAUUACGACUUUAAUUUCCAGGAGUUUCAGUAUCUGAAGGAAGAACAAACAAUCUUACCAGGCGAUAACCUGAUCACUGAAUGCCGGUAUAACACCAAGGACCGAGCUGCAAUGACUUGGGGAGGACUAAGCACCAGGAAUGAAAUGUGUCUCUCGUACCUUCUUUAUUAUCCAAGAAUUAACCUGACCCGGUGCGCCAGCAUCCCGGACAUCAUGGAACAGCUGCAGUUCAUUGGCGUGAAGGAGAUCUACAGACCUGUCACGACAUGGCCUUUCAUUAUCAAAAGCCCUAAGCAGUACAGAAACCUUUCUUUCAUGGAUGCAAUGAACAAGUUCAAAUGGACCAAAAAAGAAGGGCUGUCCUUCAAUAAGCUCGUCCUUAGCCUGCCUGUGAAUGUGAGAUGUUCCAAGACAGACAAUGCAGAGUGGUCGAUUCAAGGGAUGACAGCAUUACCUCCUGAUAUCAGAAGGCCUUAUAAAGCAGAACCUCUGGUGUGUGGGACAUCAGCUUCCUCACCUCUGCAUGGCAGUUUCUCUCUCCACUUGCUCAUGUGCUCUCUGCUUCUUGGAAGUAUGCUGAGCACCCAGGGCUUGGGACUUCUGUACGUGGUCAUACGUGGUCUGGAAUAUGAGACUGUCCUUUAAUGUCAGGUUAAAGACUGUGUUCAUGUUAGACCUGAAGAGAUGGGUGGGUGCGAAGAGCCUGGAAACUUAAGUUUCCACACAUACUCACCUUCCAUUUUCCUUCCCAGGCUACCUGAGCGAUGUCACUGUGGUUCUCUGGGUUUCCUCAUGAAAGUCGAUGUUCUAUACAUAUGAUUAGUAGAAUAAAAUUAACCUGAUUUAACCACUUUGCAAGUCAGUACAUGAAGUGGGAAGCAAAGAGUCUUUAAUGUUUCAACAUUACAUGUGAUUUCAACAUGACACUCGAUGUCCUUCUCACAAACACGUUUACCUUAGCAACAUCAGUGGACUUACUCUCCGCUCCUGCUUGCUCAUCUUCUUUUCUGGGUGUAACUUGCCACGGUGAGCCAGGGCUGCCCUCUUGCCAGGGUGAGCCAGGGUUGCCCUCUUGCCAGGGUGAGCCAGGGCUGCCCUCUCUUUGACAGAUCCCAGUCCCUGAGUUUUCCCCAAUUUUACUCAUGGUUCUCUGACCUCAGUGUUUAUCUCUGCAUCUUUGGUUUCCUUGAUCAGCCGAGUCUGUUGAUGUCCAAGCCCACAUCAAAGUAUUUUCCAGUCUCUCUAGCACUUCCCAGUUGAAAUUUUUUCUUAAGCUCUGCAACUCUCUUAAAAGAAAGAGAUUUUGAUAAGUGUGGAGAUGAUGGUGGCUAAUGGUUAACUGAGAAAAAAAUAGAGAGCUGCAAACCUCUUGCUCUGAAGGGUUCUAGAUGGGGUGAGAUUCCAAAGAGUACAUAGACAGACAGUGCAUGCAGGAGGCGGGGCCGUGGGAUCUGUACGUUUCCUUACCACUCAGCGUUACCCUCUGGAUUGAUCUAAGUCACAUUUCCUAUGACAGAUUUAUUUUUAUAUUAGUUAAUAAACUGACUUCCAAUAUAAAAUUGCCACCAGCUGAGGUUCUUAUUCUUUUGGUUCUUUUUGUAUUAUCUGCUUAAAUCUUGUUUUAUGUCCUAUCCUCAUCCAUUAAGCUGAAUGUUUGGAUCAUAUUAAUAAGCUUAAUGGAAUUAAAGGUUUUGUAUAGUAUCUUAUGUGAUUCAUGAUAGAAUCAAGUUAUUGUGUACUGAUGUCAAUAAAAUCAGCUGAAAACCCUUAUUUUUCCACUUUAAGCCCUUUCUAUCUUACAAAUUGUCAUUUAAAUAAAUAUUAUUCUUUAGAGUC
Mastomys coucha (southern multimammate mouse) is the source of this 3161-nucleotide messenger RNA. It is a transcript of the gene Moxd1, whose product is annotated as monooxygenase DBH like 1. Gene Ontology annotation, biological process: dopamine catabolic process; norepinephrine biosynthetic process; octopamine biosynthetic process. The transcript is spliced from 12 exons. Bases 81 to 1970 code for a protein of 629 amino acids. The record is from RefSeq and is a predicted model, not a curated record. Lineage: Eukaryota; Metazoa; Chordata; Mammalia; Rodentia; Muridae. Gene Ontology annotation, cellular component: secretory granule membrane. Gene Ontology annotation, molecular function: copper ion binding; dopamine beta-monooxygenase activity.